UCAAGGCCUUGCUUGAAGUUGCAUUUUUGUUGUGUGGGUUCGGUUUUAUACUUUGUUAUUUUCUGUUCUCAUCUGCUAGACCUAAAGAGCAGCUUAUAAACAAGGAGCUGUUGAAUGCAUCGUGCUUGACACCUACACGAAGCGCUAUAUUUUGUCUUUGUUGCAUUUGUUUUUGUUUACAAUGAAUAUAGUACUACUACUCAGCACUAGUACUACUAAGUACUAGGCCUAGUUUGAGUAUAGACAAAAGACGUUGAAAAGUUGCCACGUUACUCGCUACGACACUAAUGUGAUGGUGGUGACUAUUCUCUGUGAGUGUGACUGUGGGCAAUACCCCAACCGUAAUUAUACCUUGUUGCUUCGACUGCGCGGGAUUAGGUGUCCCGUCUGUACUGUAGAUAAUGAUACUGUACAACAUGAGCACAAGAAUGAGAUACGUCGUGUGUCUCGGAGUAGUCAUCGUGGGGAUCUUCUUCUUACGAACGUACGACUCGUACGGACUGCUGCCAAACCACGCGGCUGUCCCGAACCGUUUCGUCACGGUCACAGAAGCUGACAUGUGGAAAGAUCUUUACAGAGAAGAGCAGCCUGAAGGCGAUAAACCUCUAUGCCCCACUAUGCCACAUAGUAUGGGUGGCAAAAGUCAUACGGUCGAGGUGUCACUGGACAGCACCCGAUGGGAGCAAAUAGAAGCGAAGUUGGCCAAUGUUCAGCAAGGUGGACGAUGGAAGCCAGAGGACUGUCUCUCGCAACACAGGGUGGCUAUUAUUAUUCCAUACAGGGACAGAGAUGAGAAUUUGCGUGUGUUGCUGAAUCAUCUCCAUCCAUUCCUUCAGAAGCAGCAGCUGGACUACGCCAUCUACGUGAUUGAACAGACGUCCGGCAGACCGUUCAACCGAGCGAAGCUGUUCAAUGUUGGCUACAGCGAGGUGAUUCGCGACGCGUCCCGCAGCUGCCUUGUGUUUCACGACGUAGACCUGCUUCCGCUGGACGGCCGCAACCUGUACGCGUGCUCGCGGCAACCUCGUCACAUGUCCAGCUCUCUCAACUCGUUCCGCUUCAAUCUGCCUUACAUAGAGUUAUUUGGUGGAGCAAUUGCAAUCUCAGUGGAACAAUUCAAGACCGUUAAUGGCUUUGCGAACAGAUUCUUCGGCUGGGGUGGGGAGGAUGACGAUACGUAUGAGAGGUUAAUUGCAUACAAUAUGAGCAUCACUCGAUGGCCAAUGCAUAUUGCGAGGUACAAAAUGCUUAAUCACGUAAGGCAAACACCUAGUGUUAAAAGAAAUGAGGUGCUGGCACACACAAACCCCAGAGACGGUCUCUCCACCCUUGAGUACAAGGUACAGAAGACGGUGAUGAGCAAACUCUACACUCAUGUGAUCGUCGACGUCUAGAGUUGGAACAAAUCGUCGUUGUCUGUGAUAUUGUACAGGCAUCUCCUUAGCAAACAAUGAGGCAUUAUCCCGCGAGGUGAGAAAUCUUCUACACUGAGGUCUAGCACCAGCUAGGAGACCAGAAACCCUUGAAAUUCGCAGGAUCGUCUCUACUGUCAUCAAGAAUCUGCCAAACUGCUUGCUUGCAGUAUUCUGCCAGUCUCAGGCUGGCAACAAGUUCCGGAUAAACAUCGGGGAGGUUGUAAUGCUCAUUUUGGUCGAGUGCAAAUCAAAAUAUUCGCAAUUACAUUAUCAUGUGUGCAAUGUGCACCUAGUGGUGCGUUCGUACGCAUGAUAAUGCAUGCAUACUUGCCAGUAAUAGGUGACAUUUGCAUUUUUGUAAAAUGUAGCUAGAGCUGUGCAGCAUUUUAUUGUAAUACUUUUUUAAUAACCAAUUUACAAUUACUAACUGUAUAUUUAAAAAUGUUAAAUGUAAAAAUGUAAAUUUCUCCCAGUUCCAGUGCCGUUCUCCCAGACCGCGUC
Molecule: messenger RNA, 1916 nt
Organism: Priapulus caudatus
Lineage: Eukaryota; Metazoa; Priapulida; Priapulimorpha; Priapulimorphida; Priapulidae
Product: beta-1,4-N-acetylgalactosaminyltransferase bre-4-like
Exons: 8
Coding region: 402-1394 (330 amino acids)
Biological process (GO): carbohydrate metabolic process; glycosphingolipid biosynthetic process
Molecular function (GO): N-acetyl-beta-glucosaminyl-derivative 4-beta-N-acetylgalactosaminyltransferase activity
Source: RefSeq, a predicted model, not a curated record